Molecule: messenger RNA, 1181 nt
Organism: Platichthys flesus (European flounder)
Lineage: Eukaryota; Metazoa; Chordata; Actinopteri; Pleuronectiformes; Pleuronectidae
Gene: npy
Product: neuropeptide Y
Exons: 4
Coding region: 566-865 (99 amino acids)
Biological process (GO): feeding behavior; neuropeptide signaling pathway
Cellular component (GO): extracellular region
Molecular function (GO): neuropeptide hormone activity; neuropeptide Y receptor binding
Source: RefSeq, a predicted model, not a curated record
UGAGGUAAAGGGAGGUGUGUGUGUGCGUGUGUGUGUUUGUGUACUCACCUUCAGUUGAGACAUGUCAUUACAUUUUCAAUGCUGUCACGUAAUGCAGUCCUAUUUCCAAGGGGAAUAAUACAUGUCAGAUGUGCAACAGUGAGUGAGUGAACUUUUUAUAGUGACUAAUCCAUAUAAUGACUCAACUCUCCAUGUAAUGUUCUCAAGGGACUUUGUGCAGCAUCCUUCAAUGUUUUUAAGAGGACGUAAUCCCUAAUUGGUCUCGGGAAACGAGGUUUGCUCAAUCUAUUUUUAUUUUGUUAUUUUACCUAUUCCAAAUAAAUAAAAAAAGGUUCAGAAUAAAAGAAAAAAAAAAAACACACACACACGAGCAUCAGCUGUGACGUUCACAUGAGGAAAACGCACUUGAGACUUGCGCUAUGUGCGGGCGCAGCUCUGACGUGUUUGUCUGCAGCGCGUCUGGUGCACAUGGAUAUAAAAGCACGCAGCUCCCACCAGGCGCCCAGAGGAGCUGAAGAGACGCACCAGGACAUUGAUCAAACCUCCCCCUGACCUACUGGGAAUUAUGAAUCCUAACUUGGUGAGCUGGCUGGGGACUCUGGGGCUCCUGCUGUGGGCGCUGCUCUGCCUGAGCGCCCUGACCGAGGGAUACCCGAUGAAACCGGAGAACCCCGGGGAGGACGCCCCGGCGGAGGAUCUGGCCAAAUACUACUCAGCCCUGAGACACUACAUCAACCUCAUCACGAGACAGAGGUAUGGGAAGAGGUCCAGUCCUGAGAUUCUGGACACGCUGGUCUCGGAGCUGCUGCUGAAGGAAAGCACAGACACGCUUCCACAGUCAAGAUAUGACCCAUCAUUGUGGUGAUGCUGCCAUCAACGUUGAAUCCACAUCACUGCCGCCGCCCCGCCGCUGCUGACAUUCUGACCUCUGAACCUCUGUCACGUCAUUUUCCUCCUAUACGCCAAGAGACCUCCCCUGCCUCCGUGCCCCUCUUACCUCUACGAGCCGCUACGCGUAAUCAACCCCUCCUCCUUAACCAUCGAACAGGGUCAAAACUGCUUAUAGCAUGUGCCAUCAAAUUGUAAAUUGUUCACUCAGUUAUCGUCUCUGACACAUAAAGGUGAAGGGGGGAGGGCCACGUUGUUUGUGUUGUAUAAAUGUGCUAUUAAAGAAUCAUUGU